AGUGAUUAUCUCUGAGAAUACGGAAGUGAUCUCCAUGCAUGUGCCCGUGCUACAGUCCACGCCAACUUGCCAAGCAAGGAACUCUGUGCCGGAUCUGUGUCAGCUAUGUGACCAAUGGCAUGUGCAGCCAUAUGCAGCCUGAUCUCUGGUACUUUCCAUCUGCUCAGAUGCCAUGUUUUCAGUUGCCAUGUGCAUGACAUGUUAUCUUAAGAAAGAAGGGGAGCAACAGUUACUUCAGUUAUGCAUCUGGUGCAACAAUUUCCGCGCCGCAGGGGCAGAACUUCUUUGCUUAUUUUAAGAUGUGACCCUGGUUCUGACAGCAAUCUUCAUCUCGUUUGAGAUGUGUGGACAGAACGAAAGAAUUGCUCAAGUUCAGAUGCAGGUAUUGCAGUUGAUGCCCUGUGCUGUGCCUGAUGACUGGAAAGAGGUUCCAACUUUGUGGUAUACAGGCCAGAAUUGAGAGCCAUCUGAUUCAUAUAUAUCUCUAGUUAAAGGUGAAUGUGGAUGCUGCGGAACUGUGCUCUCAGGAGCUAACCGAACAUGGGAAUUGAGGGCAUCGUGAAGUUUGAACACUGAUAUCGACGCAAUAACCCCCAAAUCCGUGAAUGAUUACCAGAAGGAAAACAGAGGAGUAAACAAAUCCAAAACCGUCGAUAUACUAUUCCGCAAGCACCUUUUUGUUUCAGAGUCAAACACUAAAACCUGCAAGAGUAGACGGGCAGUUCGCGCUGCCACCUAAAGCUAGGACUAGAGCAGUCCUUUUCCGAUACAUGAACUGUUAUUUGGCUUUGCAGCAAUGAUGAGGUCGAGGCAAAUCAUGGUGGUGGUUGCUCAGAUAAGCGGAGCAGAGCGGGCGCUGAUUGCUCAUCAUUAGCAGGGAUGAGAGAAUCUUCCAUCAGUUGGAUCGCACUUUCAGAGGGCAGCAUGGUGCUGAGGUUACUUUCUCCCAUGCAAUGAUGCAACGCAUGUCAAGCCAGUGAAGUGGAAGAAAAGUAAGUGCUUCUGGUUUCAUUGCAGAAGGGAGUAGAGUCCUUCAGAGUUUGCACUACAUUUGCUAACAAUGGUAGUUACAGGUAAUCUGAUGAAGAAAGCAAAGAACUCCAAAAACUAGUGGUGCCGGCCCCUUGUUUCGCUUUGCAUUAGUUUAGUGUCAUCCUAAGAGCAGAGCAUAUAAAACAGAGCUCCCAGGCUUAAACAAAGCCUCGUAUCAAGCCAUUGAUUAGAACAUCAGAGCUAACCCGUUGAACACGCUAACCCGCGACUCAACACUCGUCCAAUCCAACCCCCUAUAUAUUGUCAGUCCCUUUACAAGUCUUUGCACCAGGCUAAGGAGGCAGCAGCAGCAGCAGCCUGAGACAAGAGAGAGACCCACCCACACCCACACACGCACACGCACACACACUGGCAAUGGGGGAGCAAGGCAGGGCAAGCAACAAGAUCAGGGACAUCGUGCGGCUGCAGCAGCUCCUCAGGAAGUGGAAGCGGCUCGCGCUCACGCCCAAGGCCGGCAGCAGGCACGGUGGUGGUGGUGCUGCCAGUGUCCCGCGGGGCUUCUUCGCGGUGUGCGUCGGGGAGGAGAUGAGGAGGUUCGUGAUCCCUACGGAGUACCUCGGGCACUGGGCGUUCGAGGAGCUGCUCAGGGAGGCCGAGGAGGAGUUCGGGUUCCGGCACGAGGGCGCCCUGCGGAUUCCCUGUGACGUGGAGGUGUUCGAAGGCAUCCUGAGGCUUGUGGGCGGGAAGAAGGAGGCCGUGUCCUACUGCUCUUCUUCGGAGCAUGGGAUCUUGUGCACAUGAUGGUGGUGGCCACUUGUUUUCUGUCGUCCAUUUGUUCCCAUUCUUGGUUCUUGGUUCUUCUGAGGGGGAAUAGGAGGAAGGGUUCAUCUUCUAUGAGCUUUACUUGUUCCAUUAUUGGUUCUCGAUUCUUUGAAGGAGAAGAGGAGGAAGAGUCCGUCGUCUACAAGAGAGCUUCGAUGAGCUUCACAGUUUGUACAAGAGGAUGAAACGAAGGAGUCACAUUCUUUUUGAGUAAAAUCUGAAAUAUUCGAAAUAAGUAUCUUAGGUAAAAACUCGCGCAUCAAUAAUAAUUCACUUAUUCUUUGUUCAUCAUUGUCAUAUGUAACGAAUAGGUUGACUCCUGUAAUCUGUUUCACACUGGUUUGAUUUCUUGCUCAGCACUUGUAAUAAUGAGAUGUCAACUCCAAGUGUCUGAUGAGUUGAUCUUCAAACUUUGGGUUCCUACCAUGUAGACAGUACCCAAUGUUUCCGUCUUGAUUUGCUUAAACAACCAUUCAAUGAA
Triticum aestivum (bread wheat) is the source of this 2296-nucleotide messenger RNA. Its product is annotated as auxin-responsive protein SAUR50-like. NCBI's taxonomy places the organism in Eukaryota, Viridiplantae, Streptophyta, Magnoliopsida, Poales, Poaceae. The coding region runs from base 1408 to 1794 and encodes 128 amino acids. Gene Ontology annotation, biological process: response to auxin. The transcript has 3 exons. The record is from RefSeq and is a predicted model, not a curated record.